AUGGCCUCUUUGGACGCUAUCAUGGAGGAGAAGCAACGGGAGUUGGAUGGUCUGAAGGACGGUGGUAAGCCAGCAUCCAAGCGGUUGGUCGCUGACCCAAGCAUCACCGUGGAUGACCUGGCAAAGGUCUUCUCGAAGUACCUCGAGUACAAAGGAUCCCGGGACUUGUGGUCUCUCCUCAGCCCGCCACCUGGCGGUCCAUCCCAAUUUCAUUGGCAUACACCAGUGAAUGGGGAUUGGACCGCCAAGGUGAGCGGGCUGCUCUUCGACCUCUUGGAUUUGGCUCCCAACACAAAGUUGCUCGGGACCAAGGUGAUAGCCGCCUUUCGGUUCCUUCAUGCCAAUAAGCACCUCAUGCUUCCGGAAUCCCGAACCCAGUCUCAUUUGGACAAGAUGGAUAUGGCGAUCAGGUCCUCGGCUUCAGUCGACAGCAGCUUGGGCAUGACUGCUGUC
This is a messenger RNA of Symbiodinium necroappetens, 453 nucleotides long. NCBI's taxonomy places the organism in Eukaryota, Dinophyceae, Suessiales, Symbiodiniaceae. The record is from the annotation of a GenBank genome assembly.